This is a messenger RNA of Drosophila ananassae, 3193 nucleotides long. RefSeq names its product prolyl 4-hydroxylase subunit alpha-1. The record is from RefSeq and is a predicted model, not a curated record. Gene Ontology annotation, biological process: peptidyl-proline hydroxylation to 4-hydroxy-L-proline. The coding region runs from base 1740 to 3131 and encodes 463 amino acids. Gene Ontology annotation, cellular component: endoplasmic reticulum. Lineage: Eukaryota; Metazoa; Arthropoda; Insecta; Diptera; Drosophilidae. The transcript has 10 exons. Gene Ontology annotation, molecular function: L-ascorbic acid binding; protein binding; procollagen-proline 4-dioxygenase activity.
AUUACUUUCUGCAAUGAUUCAACUUUGUAUUCUUUUAUUUUUUUUAAUUCAUGAUAAAUCUAUUUUAGGGAUUGAGGAACCUACAUAUCGACAAAUUCCUUAUGAUUAUGCUUUAUCUCAAAUACACAUGGUUCCCUUGUUGCAACUCAAGGAACAGGCAGUAGAAAAUCUUAGCAACUAUUCAAAGGCUUUGGAAAAUCGCUUAAAAAAUGUGGAACUAGGAAUUAAGCAAUUGGAGGAACUCCUAGAGCCUGGAGAUUCAUUAAAACCUUUUAAAUUAUUUAAACUGGCAAGACAUUUAUAUUUCGACUGGAAAAAGUGGUUUCGUUUUCUAAAAGAACAAAUCGGCUCAAAAGAGAUUUUAAAGGCUCAAAGGUUACGUCCCAGGAUGCCAUCAGUUACCGAUUAUAAAGAAGCUCUUUAUGCUAUAUAUAGACUUCAAACCACCUAUGAUCUGGAUCCUGCUGAGAUGUCAGAGGGCUUACUGAGAGGAAAGCAAUACAGAUGCAAGAAAUGGAGCGCUUUGGAAUGUUUGAUGGUGGGAACUACAUAUUAUUUGGAUGAAAAUUUUGAAAAUGCAGAAAUCUGGUUUAAACUUGCUCAGAAAAAGUACUACCAGCACUCAAUCCCAAAACAGUUUGCAGUUCUAGGCAUUCCUUACAAGUUUAUCUUGAUAUUGCUAAUGAAAUCAGCCAGAAGUUCUGGCCGCUACAAAACAGCAUUAAAUUAUGCCAAAAAAGGAUUUAAUCUUGAAUUGAAUACAAAAUAUUGGGAAGAUCAAAUGGCCCAAAUCGAAGCAUUAAUUAAAAACCCAGAGGUAAUCAAACCAUUCGAGCCAUUUAAGUAUCUGUUCAAGCCUGCUUGCCGAAAGAAAUAUCCUCAUGUCCAUUUAAAAUGUCAAUACUUGAAAGCUUCUCCCUUUUUAAAAUUGGCACCAAUAAAAAUGGAAAAGGUAUUCUUAGAUCCACCUAUGAGUAUCUAUCAUGAUUUGAUAAAUGAGAAGGAAAUCUCAUUAUUAAAAAACCUUUCAACACCAUAUUUGAAACGUAGCGAAUUAUAUUCAGAAUACCAUGGUGUUUUUGAGGAUUUUUCCAAUCUUCGAACUUGCAAAACAAUGCGGUUAGAUGAUACCAAUCACCCCUUACUUGAAAAAUUAAAUAAUCGGAUUGUAGACGCCACAGGAUUGAGUGUAAAAGAUUCCGAGAAGCUACAGAUUAGUAACUACGGCAUUGGCGGACACUUAUAUGAGCAUCAGGAUUUUACAACCACAACUAAAAUUGAUUUUUGGAAUUCUGGAAAUCGUGUGAUUACAGCUUUGUUUUAUUUAAGCGAUGUCGAGCAAGGCGGUGAUACUGUUUUUCCACACUUAAAUUUAAAAGUUCCCGCUCAAAAAGGGUCCCUGAUGGUUUGGUAUAAUUUACUUUCGAAUGGAACUACAGAUUCUCGAGUUUUACAUGCUUCUUGUCCAGUUCUCAUGGGCAAUAAAUGGAUUGCCACCAAAUGGCUGCGUGAAAAAGCACAAACGUUUAUACGAAAGUGUCCCAAGGACUUUCAAAAUAAAUAAAUUAAAAGGGUUAAUAUAAUAGAAACUUUUUUUCGACUUUAAUUUAAGUGUAAAUUGUGAGAGAAAGACACAUGAGGCUUUAAUAAACCAUUACGUAUAAUAAAUUGAUUUAGUCAGCCUCGACAAAAAAAUAUCUCAAUAAAAAGCUCAGUUUUUUUCUCAGUUUCAUACAAAAAUGGCUAGAAUCCUGUUUAGUUUUUUAAUUAUAAUUGCAAAUAUUUGUUUCCAAUUGAGGGCCCACAAUAACAGCAUUUACUCCUCUCAUGAUUUUGCCAUAUCCUUAGAAUCACAACUAAAACUUUUGACAUUAAAAGAAAUUCAAGUAACAAAUUUAAAAAACUAUAAAAAUGAAUUAGCUAUACAUUACUUUGCAAUUAAGCGAGCCAUAAAGCAUACUGAAAAUUUGUUAAAUUCCAUGGUGGAAGAUAAGGGAAAUGUAAUAGUUUUGUUUAAACUUUUGCGACAUAUGCACAAUGAUUGGCCGGAAUAUUUAAAGUUAUUUAGAAAAGAAUUGGGUAUCAAAGAGAUGUCCCUUUCCCAAGAAUUAUUAGAAAAACAGCCCAAAGCAACCGACUUUGAAGAAUCCAUGGCAGCCAUUUAUAAAAUUCAAGUCGUUUACGAUUUGGAUGCCUCUAAUAUGACGCGUGGAAUUUUAAAUGGCAAAAGCUACAACGUUAAAAACUGGGGUGCGGAUGAGUGUCUUAUAAUGGGCCUGUUAAACCAAUUGAUGAAGCAUUACGACCUAUCAGAACAAUGGUUCCGAUUAGCCUUGAUUUAUUUCAGGGGCCAUCCUCGGCCUAAGGAACUUGAUAUUAAACUUUUUAAAUUGUCCAACAUUUUAGAGUUAUUGGUCGAAGCAAAUAAGGGGCUCGGACAUUAUUCAAAAGCAAGGCAAUAUGCCAAUGAGCUUUUGAGUCUGCAACCUAAUCAUAAUUACAUAAAUAAUCAAUUACUUAAAUUAAACGAUUUAGAUAAAAAGCCACCAAAAUCUACCAAAAGCAAUGAAAAGAUGUAUCAGCUGCAGAAAGCCAUUUGUACAAAGGAAUAUCCUAAAAUUUCACUCGAAGAAAAAUUUAAAUUGUCAAAAAAAAUAAAUCUGAGACAUUAUCCAAACUUUCUUACUAAAAAUGAGACAGAAGCCCUCAAAAUGGUGUCCAGACCUCAGUUGAAUCGCGAUGAAAACUUGUCUUGGAACUGCAGUUGCAAAAUCGCAGAACUAAAAGGCUCUGAACAUGAAAUAGUUAAUAUUAUUAACAAAAAAAUAAGGGACAUUAGUGGAGUAGGUAAAAAUGUUAAUGAAGUUAUAGAGGUCAUAAAUUAUGGCAUUUCUGGAAACUACAACCCCGAUGAUAGAGAAAUGUCUAAAAGAGAUCAUAAAGCCAAUGUUUUAAUAUUUUUGAAUAAUGUUAAACAAGGUGGAGAAACUGUUUUCCCAUCACUUAAUAUUAAAUUGAAACCUCGGAUGGGAACUAUGCUGCUUUGGUUGAAUUCCGAAAAAAGAGUUUGGCAUCAUCAGUGUCCACUUAUCGUGGGAAAUAUGUGGAUGGCUACGAAGAGGUUGUAUUAGAAAACUUUAUAUUAACAUGCUAUUAAAUUAGAAUUAAAUUCAAAUUAAAUCUUGAUAAAGUG